GUCUCGCGUUUAAGUGGUCCAUCAAUUCCAUGUCGCCUUUGGUCCUGUUCUUUCAUUACGGAGUUCUGGCCAUUAUUUUCGGAAACGGUAAGUUGCUUUUGCCUUUGCUCAUCCUUAACCGCUACUUUAAUUACGCGUUGACUCGUCUUUAACGUAAAUUCGAAAUUUCAAAGUUUUAAUGAAAAGAGUUUGCCGCGAUGCAUUAAAGAAACCGCAAAGAGGGUUCUGUGCCAUCCAUUUGUUUUUUAAACUAGACGAAUUGUUAAACCUAUUCGUUUUAAGAGCGAUUAUUAAAUCGUGUCUGUUUAUUAAUUUAAUUUUAUCUAGAUAUUUGAAAGGCGUACUGUUUGGUAACCACUUUAUAAUAUUUUCUUGCACGUUUCAUUUCAAUAUCCUGUGCUUGAUAAAGUUAUGAACAUCUCUCAACGAGCAAUGCAUAAAUUAAUCCGUAAUUUUCUUUCAUUAAGGAAGCUAUUUAACGAGUGAAAAAUCAAACGAUGUUUACAGUUAAUUCCUUUUCAUUUUCUUCCCGAACGUUGAAUCUGAUUAAUCUUGAUUCAGAUGGAUGGUUUGUCGGCGUCGUUAUUUGUUUCAAGCAAGUAUAAAGCCUCCAUAAUCCGAAGAAGGAUUAAAUAAGAUUGCAGGUCUCUUUCCCGACUAAAUCUCUCGCAGCGAGGGAAUAUGAAAAUUCGUUAUAAGGAAACGUUAUCUUCUCGUUUCAUUUUUGCCAUAAAAGAUGGUAUAAUCAUUUUGCAUACAAGAUUGAAUCUCGAUAGCAGAUCGAAAGGAAAAUGCUGAUUAAGAACGAACUGCCUAGUGAUUAAGGGCAAUUUCUUCUGUCUCCUCGAUAACUGAAUUACUCGUUCGACAGGAUUUCCCCAGUUGGAAUUUCAUGAACUUCGAUCGAGUUGUAAAUCAAUUUCUUCCAACAUUUUCCCGCCAGUACUCGAAGAACUUGACCGCAACUUGGACGAACGCUUUUUUUCGUGUUGCAACUUGAACAUUCAUUUUGGAAGGUUUCGAGAUUGCAAAGUUCCACGACAGGAUUUUUUCUCGCAAAACUUUCAAACGCAUUCUUCGAGAUUUCCGUGUUCGAUUAGAGUGCGCUGAUGUUGACGAAACAGAGGGAAUACAUUCUCGUUAGAAUGCAAAUAGCCAGCGGAGAAGUUGGAGAAGAGAAUACAGCUUGCGGAGUACUUUAAUUUCUUUCCUCGAGAACAAAUGGCUCAAAGAUGUUCAUCGCGAAGAAUUAUCGAGGCGUUUGCAUUGUGGGAAAUGCUGGAACGAGCUAUAAAUACCGCUACAAAUCGAGGUUAGCGAAAAUAAUGACGAAGCAAACGGAAUAAAAUAUAUUAAAAUGUUUGUCUGGUUAACGAAAAAAUGUCGAAUCGAAAGAGACCGAAUCUUCCUGCGUAUAAAUUCGAAAUAGCCAGGGAACAUGGCAACAAAGAGGAAAGGGAGAGUAGAGGGAAGAGCGGAAACCCGAUAAAGCUUGGACACUCGACGAUUCUGUUUGAUACCACGCGAGCCUGGAGUGUCCAUGAAUUACCGUGCAAAUCCAGGAUGCAAUGUUGGAAAGCUCCGCAUCGAUACGAUCCUACAAAACGUGGAAAAUGUACAACGCCAAGCUCUUCAUUCUUGCGAAGCACCAACCAGCCGUCUCUUUUAUCCGUUCCGACUGCGAGAGAGAGAGAGCUAUCGAAAAAGCUCUUCAACCGCGAAAUAGAGUCCCGGGUUUUGCUGCGCUAAAUCGAAGUCGAAUUUGUAACGAGAUACCGCGAAAUCCUUCGUGGGACCGAAAGCAUAUCCUUAUGUUCGUUUCUUCCGAAUAUUUCUUCCUUACGCUUCCGUUCGAUCGAGAAGCUCUCGAGCGUGCUGCGCUGGAAAUCUUCUAAACGUAGUUCUACCUCGAAGUGAAACAAGUUUUAUCGAAUCAUAAUUUGAUCCUUCAUUGAUCGCAUUCGUGGCGAGGUAAACAAAUAGAUCGAUCUACGAACCGCUUGGCGAAUUUCUACGGGGGUGAGUAUGCAAAUUUCGACGAUGUUCCGAUCGCGAAUUAGUGGCGAGAGGGGUGAAACGGCCCUUCGACGUUUACACGAAAGGCUAACGCAAACGUUCGAUAACGAAGUUUGCCGCUCGUCUUUGCUAAGAAUCCAAACAAGGUAACCACUUUUAUCGUUGCACAUCAAAUUGUCCGCCUCGAAACGAAGUCCGAUUCGGGACAAUCCCGUAAAAAUUUAUAGAACGCGGUGAGAUAAUAAGUUAAUAAGCUUUUCUACAGCCGUCAUCUUUUUUCCGCUAACGGGAAAGCGAAGUGCACCUCGUAAACACGAUGGAAAAACGAAAAACCCACGAAUUUUAGCGUUGAAAAAGUUUACACACCGAUUGUUUUGAAAGCUUGAAUUUAUUACGCACUGCUGGCAAACAACGUUGCGCUGAAUAGAAUUUUUUGCGAGCGAGAAAGGAGGAGCUUUAAAGCUCUUCCCAUAAAUGUUCAAAUCGAUUUUAGUCUGUUAGGAAUUAAUUUGUCAUUCGGAUAAGAGGUACUCGGAAUAUAGUACGUAUGUUUGCUCGACCAUGUAAUCGUACUUCUUCGCGAAUGAGCUUCUUAUUCUCAUUUAUUUUUCUCUCGUUUGAUCGGUUAAAUGUCACUGAAAUGUUAUUCUAAAUGCGUUCCCCUCGACGCGAUCAAUCUCGUUAUAAAUUAUCGGCAUUCGCAAAACAGGUAAAGUCCUUAAAGAUUAAUAACGAAAUUUGCUCGAUAAAAAUAGAUCCCUUGUGUUUUCGCUUGAUUAACUCAUCUAAUAAAUUUGCCUCUUCUACGAGGCCAUUAAAACGCGAUAAACCAAUGUUUUCGAGUAAACCGUCGAAUCUGUCUGCUCGUGGAUCAGCAGUAUUUUCCGAUAACUCUUUUUCGGGGGGAUAUCGGAAUCACUUGUAAGGUUAUCCGUUAAACGAUUCAGAAAAGUGAAACGCCUCCACGUAUGGAGGUGACUACCUACCUAUAUCACUAUGUGACGUAGAUUUAACGAUCGGAAUUAAAAAGGGUUGGGGGGAAAAUUUGGAGGUCCUUCGAGUUCUUCGGGGUUUUCGUUAUCUCGAUCAAACUCGAAUCAAUUAACUAUUAACGAAGUAAGUUAUUUGCAAGCAGUUUAUAAAAUCAAUUAGCUUCUCAAAUGUUUAAUUUGAUUCAAGCCUUCCAAUUUAAAUUUAGUAGCCUAGCAAAAAUUCUCCUACCUUCAAAGUUUAACGAUAUCGAAUCUAAACUCUCCGAUCAAUGGAGGAAGUUUCUUCGUCCAUGUACAUUAACUUUUGCUCGUACGCGUUCAAUUAACAGAUGAAAUUUUAAUCCGGCUGUUACACCAUCUUUUUAAACAAUGCGUCUCAGCCAAGAGAUGCUUUAUCUAAUUGAGGUUUGGCGACAACGCCUGGUAAGCUUUGAGAAGACGGAAUCGAAGGAAGAUUAGUCGACGAGAGGGCUUCCUCGCGUUUCAAGAUACAAUACCCGCUUCAAUGGGACGAACGCUUCUACCUACGGUCUGGAAACGCCACAAUGGAUACUCUUGAUGUAACGAAAGGAAUUAGAUUUGUGAUUAGAGGAAACGAGCAGACAUGAUAGAAUUGAAACGUAACCUAGUUUGACACGGUUUAACGCGGCUUGAUUCUGGAUUAAUAAUGUUAACGAUUAUCGUCGUCUGCGGUCUAGAUCGUUCGUGGAAAAAGAAGUCGAAAAGUCCUUUACCGUUCUGCGAUGCACAGCUUCCUUUUCGAGAUACAACCUAUCAAAGGAUUUUCGACUUCCUUUUUCUAGCUAAUCAGCGGAGCUUGGAAGUUUUUUUGAGAGAGAGUUAUAUGUACACUGGGUUUACAGGUUUCGGAGAUGAACACGAGUACAGACUGACAAAGUAUCUGCUCGAUGGAUACGACGCUGGUGUGCGACCAGCUAAAAAUUCUUCUCAACCCUUGGCGGUCGUCUUUGGACUUUCUCUUCAUCACAUAAUCGAUGUUGACGAGAAGAACCAAAUACUUACGACGAACUGCUGGGUGACGCAGGUCUGGACGGACCACCAUCUCAAAUGGAACGCUUCGGAAUUCGCUGGAAUUCGAGUGAUUCGCGUACCAUACAAUCGCGUUUGGAGACCGGACACGAUUCUCUACAACAACGCGGACCCGCAAUACAGUUCGGCAGUUAUCAACACGAACGUGAUCGUCAGUCACACGGGAGAAGUAGUGUGGCUAAGCCACGGAAUAUUUCGCAGCAGCUGCGAUAUAGACGUAGAGUUUUUUCCUUUCGACGAACAGCGCUGUGUCCUGAAAUGGGCAUCCUGGACGUACGAUGGCUAUCAGCUCGAAUUGGAGAGGCAGAGCGAGCAAGGAGACGUGAGCAAUUACCAAGCGAACGGUGAAUUUGACUUGGUCGAUUUCUCCGCGAGAAGGAACGUCGAAUAUUAUUCCUGUUGUCCGGAACCGUAUCCAGAUAUCACCUACGAAAUACGUCUGAGACGUAGGCCUAUGUUCUACGUCUUCAAUUUGAUACUUCCUUGUAUACUCAUCAACUGUGCAGCCCUGUUGGUAUUCUACAUGCCCUCGGAAUCGGGUGAGAAAGUCACCCUCGGGAUAUCUGCUCUUCUUUCUAUGACGGUCUUCCUAAUGACUAUUCGCGAGACACUGCCGCCCACGGAGAAGACCCCUCUGAUAAGUCUUUAUUACGGAGUCAGCAUCUGCUUGGUAUCUUUCGCUUUGGGUUUAGCCGUGGUUACUUUGAACGUUCACCAUCGCGGCGUUCGAGGAACCAGAGUACCGGGAAUCGUUCGAUCUUUGUUCUUGGAUAAACUUGCCAGGAUAGUGUUCCUGAAUUUCCAAGAGGAGAAGAGAUCGGAACCGGUCGAGCCACCCAGAAGAAAGAACAACUGUCCGUUGCAUUGUAAACCUGAAGUGGCACAGUCGCAGUCAUCGCCAAAGUUCGUGAGCAGAAGGGAGGAAAGCAACAGUAGCAGUCCAAGUUUGGGUGAGUUUCGAGCUCCUCGUAGAACAAUGAAUUGGAAAAAACCAACGACUGGUGCAGAUCUAGGAAAAGAAGGUGGCCUUGAAGCGCAAUGGUCGCGAGUCCUGGGAAGAGUACACGCGACGAUCGAGAGGAACGAGAAGCGACUGGCGGAGCAAGAUCGUCGGGAAAGGAUGGAAUUGGAUUGGAAACAGGUCGCUUUGGUCAGCGAUCGAGCACUUUUGUGCGUCUUUUUCCUGACGACGAUCGUCAGUACCACCGUCAUACUGUGCGGCUCACCACCGACUACGAAUAUCGCCAAAGAGGGUUAACAAAUCCGUGCGAAUAGAAUGUCGAGAACACGGGAAUAACUUUGUUUCGAAUAAGAAUCGAUGGUCUUUCCUUCGAUGUUCAGUAAGGUAUUACGAUCACUUUUUGUUUCUCUUUCUUUCAUUCGCUUUUAGGAACGAUCUUGGCAAUUCUCUUCCUUUUUUAUACAGUAAAGGAGAUAAUUCGUUAAGUGGUCUGUAAAUAUACGUGUGUCAAGCGAUAUCGAAUCGAUUCACUAUAAGUACUUUAAAAAUAAGAUGUAUAGCGUUUGUUUACCAGAGAUAAACUGGUACGGAAAUAAAGCCUCUGUUUUA
This is a messenger RNA of Megachile rotundata (alfalfa leafcutting bee), 5628 nucleotides long. RefSeq names its product neuronal acetylcholine receptor subunit alpha-7. NCBI's taxonomy places the organism in Eukaryota, Metazoa, Arthropoda, Insecta, Hymenoptera, Megachilidae. Gene Ontology annotation, cellular component: postsynaptic membrane. Gene Ontology annotation, biological process: monoatomic ion transmembrane transport. The record is from RefSeq and is a predicted model, not a curated record. Gene Ontology annotation, molecular function: transmembrane signaling receptor activity; acetylcholine-gated monoatomic cation-selective channel activity.